CUGCGAGUGGUGUGAUCACUCUUGACUCAACUGCUAAUAGCAGUAUGGAAGAAGUUCAAUUAAUCACUCAAGCAGAUUCCUCAAGCAUAGAAACUGAUGUGCCGGACAAAAACAGUGAUGCUGUUGCAUCUGCGAGUGGUGUGAUCACUCUUGACUCAACUGCUAAUAGCAGUAUGGAGGAAGUUCAGUUUGUCACACAAGCAGGUUCUUCUGGUAUAAAUGAGAGCAUGCACGACACGCCCACAAGAGGCGACACAUCCUCAAACAGCAUCAUCACCCUUGACACAACUGCAAAUAGUAGUGUGGAAGACAUCCAAGAGAUUACACAAGCAGAUUCCUCGGGCAUGAAAGAGGACAUGCAGAACACAGGCAAAGGUGUUAGUGCAUCCUCAAGUAGCAUGUUUACACUGGACUCAACUGUUGACAGUAGUGUUGAGGAAAUUCAAGGGGUAACACAAGUAGAUUCCUCAAGCAGAAAAGGGGACUUGCAGGACACCAAUAAUGAUGUUGCGAUGUCACCAAAUGGCAUGUUUACUAUUGACGCAACCGCAGAUGACAUUAUGGAAGACAUUAAAGAGGAAGAGGUUAAUAUGCCAGAAGGUAUAAGUCUUGACAUUGAGGGUGAGGAAGACGAGUGCUCAGUAGGACCUGUGUCCAGGCUAGAUAUUGUUCCUUCUUAUGAUGCUAGUUUUACUGGAAUCCUCACAGACGUUGAAUAUAACAUGGAAACCGGGAAGAAAAUCAAUGACGCUUUGCCUAAGAUGUGCUGUUUCAAUUGCCUGGGAGACCACAAUGUCAGUGAUUGUCCGAAGCCCCAAGAUAUGCAGAGGAUCGCUGCCAACAGAAAGAAGCACAACGUCACGAGAGUGCCAAAUGUGAGGUAUCAUGAAGAUGGGGAAAAUAAGUACGGACACUUCCAGCCAGGAAAGUUUAGUGAAAACCUUCGAUAUGCCUUGGGGCUGCGGCCAAACCAGCUCCCCAUUUUUAUAUACCGCAUGCGGGUGCUCGGCUAUCCCCCAGGCUGGCUAAGGGAUGCCGAGGUCCAUCAGGCAGACAUGAAGUUAUAUGAUGCCUCAGGGAAGUCUGUAACACACCCAGACUUAGAAGAUGGAGAGACAGACCCAGUUCUUGUCAAAUACAAACCAGAGAAACUAGUUAGCUUUCCAGGCUUUAAUGAUCCUAUGCCUCAUAGAACCAGAGAGGAGGGACACCUCUACAACUGCCCACCCAUGCAGCCUUAUCACCAGCGCCCAGAGUUUCUGAAGUACAUGAACAUGAAUAGAGCCCAGGCUUACAAGAAGAAGAAACUCAAAUCUAGCAGCUUAAAAGGUGGUAAUACAAAUGAGGCUGAUGUUGCACUUGCAGCAGAAAUGGAAGUGGAUGACUCGGAGUUGAAUAGGUCCGCACACAUAGAGUUCAACCCCCCACUUCCCAGUGAGCCUCUGCCACCACCACCUCCAGAUGACCUUCCUGAACCUCCUCCUCCUCCGCCUCCAGAGGAAAAGGAUAUGGAAGAAGGUGAAAUUAGUGAAGAUUCACAAGCUUCCUUGGGUGAUCUGGAGGAGAAGAGACUCAAGAUCCUAAGAGAACUUGAGGAUGCUGCAUCACAAGGUGCGACAGACGAACAAAAAACGAAGAAGGAAGACCGUCGCACACCAGCGAAAGACAGCAGCAGCAAAAAACACGUCAGGAUUGAAGUGGCUGAAACUUCCGAGGAAAGUAGGACACCCAAUAAGGUGUCCAGUGACCCGAGCGAGUCUGAGAAUUCCGUGAGCAGCGACACGUUGGAGAGCGCCAGCAAGAAAUUGAAACAGCAUCACCGGUCACAUUCAAAGGGCUUUAAACUAGGUGCUGCCAUUCCUGAUUCUUGUACGCCCUUCAAAACGCUUCCAACUGCAGAUUUAUGGAAAGUUGAUGUCAGUGAUCACAUAAACUUUGACAACUUGCCUGACGCUCUCGGAACCUGGGAGAAAAUGAAGGGCCUCAUGAGCACUGUCAGGAAAAGGGUAAGGGAGUUGCAAGCCGAUGAAGAUGAGUGACAGAUUUUUUUUUAGAGUAUGAUGAAUUCCUGGGGGAAAAAUAUAAAUAUGUGAUUUCCAUUUAUAGUGGUAAAUUUAUUUUGUGCUGUUUCACACUUGAAGAAAAGGGGAUUGUGGUUUCGCAGAAAAAAGUGUAAAUGAAUGUAACAACCAAAAUCUGUAGCUUCUUGCAAGCUAGCAUGUUAAGUCAACACAUAGAACUGUCCAAUUGAUAUUUUACAAUUUUUAAAAAUAAAAUCCUGUUUUCUUCA
Penaeus indicus is the source of this 2290-nucleotide messenger RNA. RefSeq names its product zinc finger CCHC domain-containing protein 8 homolog. Bases 45 to 2039 code for a protein of 664 amino acids. The record is from RefSeq and is a predicted model, not a curated record. The transcript has 12 exons. Gene Ontology annotation, cellular component: catalytic step 2 spliceosome. Gene Ontology annotation, molecular function: RNA binding. Lineage: Eukaryota; Metazoa; Arthropoda; Malacostraca; Decapoda; Penaeidae.